AUGAAUAAAUUAUCUAUAUUAAUUUUUAUCAUCACAGUAAUUACAUAUGUUCAUGCCGUCGCUGUGGAUGUUAAUAAAUUAUAUACUCGCAACGAUGGCGAUCCGAUAAUUGCUACGGUAGAAAAUGAACAAGUAUUCUGUACCUUUCUUCCACGAAAAGCUGGCGAAGAGAUUGGUGCAAGUGAAGAUGACGCUAUUGCAUUCUGUUCCGUUCAAUCCGUCAAUGCUCCCAAUGCUGGUUUAUUUCCAGAAGGCCUCGUCCGAACAAUGCAUUUUGAACAAGGUGAUAAUUACGUUCAAAUCACUGGAACCAUUGAUUCAAGUAAAUACGUGGUCUUAACCGACACUGGCGGUCAAUAUGACCCCAAGGCUCCUCAGGGUGCAUCCUGUCACGGAUAUGACACUUUCGUGAACCUUGUCGAGCCUAACCUCGGUGACGAAAAAAAUCCUUCUGGCAUUGGUCAUUUCUGCAUUCGUUGUUGCAAUGGUCCUGAUGCCGAUUCUUUGUGUCCUCUUAACAGAAGUACUGAUGGUUGUGAGCAGAUUAUUCAAGGAGAUUAUAGCUAA
Molecule: messenger RNA, 567 nt
Organism: Racocetra fulgida
Lineage: Eukaryota; Fungi; Glomeromycota; Glomeromycetes; Diversisporales; Gigasporaceae
Source: the annotation of a GenBank genome assembly